Messenger RNA from Endocarpon pusillum Z07020, 3804 nucleotides. RefSeq lists its product as uncharacterized. The coding region runs from base 1 to 3804 and encodes 1267 amino acids. NCBI's taxonomy places the organism in Eukaryota, Fungi, Ascomycota, Eurotiomycetes, Verrucariales, Verrucariaceae. The transcript has 3 exons. Gene Ontology annotation, molecular function: phosphatidylinositol-4,5-bisphosphate 5-phosphatase activity; protein binding. The record is from RefSeq and is a predicted model, not a curated record. Gene Ontology annotation, biological process: phosphatidylinositol dephosphorylation.
AUGGCGGGCAAGGAGGACGAACUGACUAAGGGAACAGACGGCUCUUCAAUUAGGCCCGUCUCCUCUCUCCUGUCGCAUUUUGAGGCUCUCAAGAAUACCAGAGGCUCGAGCGAAGCAGUACCAUCACCACAAGAUAACAGGUCGAAAUUCCUACACCAGAAUACUGCGCAUUUAGGUAGUGUUGGAAGAGUUUCUCUGGAUCUACCUAGGCCGCAGUCGUCAUGGAGCAGCACCUCAGGAGCCAGUAAUGGAGAGAGACCGGUGACACCUCGAAAUCCUGGAGUUCCUCUUCCUCGAUCUGCAUCACCAUCCAGGAAAGUACACAAACGUCCAAUGUCUAUGAACUUUGGGUCAACGCCGCAGCUCACUCCGUCUGUGACAAUCAACUCUCCGAAGUCACCACCAAGAACGAAUCCUGUCUCUAGAAAUGGAUCAAGAUCUCCUGAACGUUUACUUGCUACAGUCGCUCCAGGAAGGAUAUCUAAGUUCAACACUUUGCCCGCUCAGCCACCGCUUCCAUCGGUGACGCAAAGGUCUGCAGCCAACAGUGCUGAAGUGCAGUCUCAAGAUUCAUCACACGUGCCAGGUGUGCUUACCUCUCACCACUUUCCUGCUCGGACUUCUUCAAUUGCACCAGCAGUGAAUCGAGCAGAAAAACCGAAAAUUCCAGCCAAACCUAAGUCACCUCCAGAACACGAAAGUAGACGACUGACCCCUGAACCGAUCGAAAAGCCGGACAAAAGUGUCUCCCCUUUCAGUACUCCGCCGAGCAGCGAGGGAAGUCCUUCACCAGGACGUUCGACCUUUACGGCGCCCCAACCUCCCUCACCUGAGGCGGUAAGGACAAAGUUCGAGGCUCACACUCGUGGAAAAGGAUCGGAGGCGUUCUCCCCCCAAUCAAGAGAGACCAAUAGAGAUCCACGCUUGAUGGGGUUUUCAAGUCCAACCGGAAGCAUUGAGCCUCGCGACCCAAGGUCUCUCGGCUUCAGUACGAAUGCCUCAACAUCGAUGGCCAGGACUCAUGAGAACGUACCUGCACGUGCGAGUACCGUCUCAGAACGUUCCUCGCACAAGAUCACUGGGAGCAUAGAUGCACGACACCUGGCAUCAUCGCAGCAGAAGCCCGCGCAACGACAUGUGUCAGAGCAGGCUAGAACCCUACCUCCACCAGCGAUCCCCAAAAUUUCUUCUGGAUUCAGUGGUGUGCAGCGCGAUCCGAGCCAGUUUGGGACGUCAAAAAACCGCUCUACCGAGCCGCAAGCUGAAAACGCCGCUCCCAGGGCUCCUCCGCUACCGCCUACCGAGUGGUCCAGAACGCAAGCAACCAGCCACGACCCUCUACCGCCGCCUCAAUCAUUCGAUCGAUCCAGAAAACCUGCUCCUCAAGCCAGGAAAUCAUCGGUGCCAUCAGUGGCUGGUCGUACCGAAUUCCCGCCUCCUCCAAGGAGGACCACUUUUGAGGGAAGCACAACUCAAGACCAAACCUUUGCAAAGCAAAACAUAGAUAGUAACCAUAAAUCUAAGUUCACACAAAGACAUUAUGCGGAUGAUUCGGACGAGGCGCAAGAGUAUGAGCAGGAUCUGCCCAUUACUCGAUCGGAAUAUCCCGACUCAAGUCAGGCAAAUCGCCGCCCGCCGCAAUUUCACCAAGGAGCGCAAGAGAUACCUACGAAGUUCGAUUCGAGGGUCUUUGACAUGUGUGGCCAAUACAUCUGCACAACUGGUUAUGUGACCAGAGCAUGGGACUUGUCUCGAGGUGAACAAAUUUUUAGCCUGAGCCAUGGUGAGACUGUCAAGAUGACAUCCAUUACUUUCAAACCUGGACAGAACCCUGAAGACGAAGGUGCUCGUCUCUGGAUCGGAAGCAAUAUUGGUGAGCUGCACGAGAUUGAUGUUGCCACACGAGCGGUUGUUGCUACGAGCGCCGUACACAACCGACGCGAGGUCAUUCGGAUACUCCGGAACAGGAAAGACUUGUGGACGUUAGAUGACGAAGGCAAGCUCUUUGUAUGGUGCGCAGAAGAAUUUCGCAUGCCCAGCCUGAAACAUAGCCAUCAUGCACAUCGUGUACCCAAAGGACAUACCUUUUCUAUGACCGUGCAGGACAUGCUGUGGUACGCCAUUGGCAAGGAGAUCAGAAUCUUCAGACCUGGCCACGAUAGUUCGUUUUCCAUUUUGCAGCAGCCUCUUUGUCAAGCCGGGACUGGAGACAUCACCUCCGGUGCAUACACUUGUCGCCAAGAUGGCCGUGUGUAUCUUGGACAUGCCGAUGGAAAGGUCAGCAUCUACAAGGCCAAAGAUUAUGCAUGUGUUGGUGUUAUCAAGGUCAGUGACUACAAGAUCAGCGCUAUUGCUUUUGUAGGAGAGAACCUAUGGACAGCGUAUAAGACCGGUAAAAUUUAUGUCUACGACACUUCGUGUAAUCCGUGGAAAGUGAAGAAAGAUUGGCGAGCGCAUGAUGGUCCGACUGUGUCAAUGCUGCUUGAUCCCAGCAGUAUAUGGACGCUCAAUCGACUGCAGGUUGCUUCAAUUGGUCACGACAAUUGUAUUCGAUUGUGGGAUGGCAUGCUCGAGGAGGAUUGGUUGGAAGCAGCGAUGCAGCGCAAUGAUUUGAAAUAUUGCACUUUUCGAGAAAUCAGAGCCGCAGUUGUGACCUGGAACGUUGGUGCUUGCAACCCUUCCGACAUCCGUAGCGAUUUCAUUUCUGAUGCCAUCCACGUCGACGAUCCGCCCGAACUCCUAGUCUUCGGCUUCCAGGAGAUAGUCGAUUUGGAAGAUAGGGCUGUUACCGCAAAGAGUAUCUUUGGGUUUGGAAAGAAAAAGGACAAAGAGAAUGCAAAGUCCGAACAGCACGUCAGUCGAGUGUAUCGUGAAUGGCGAGAUUAUCUGGGAAAGUGUAUCAAUCGAUACACAGGUCCCCGAUACUCUUAUACCGAAGUACACACGUCUUGCCUCAUCGGACUGUUUCAAUGUAUCUUUGUACGUCAAAAAGAGGAGAACAACAUUCGGAACGUGAACUUCAGUGAGGUAAAAUGUGGGAUGAAAGGCCAUUAUGGCAACAAGGGAGCACUCAUCACACGGUUCAUGUUUGAUGAUAGCUCGCUGUGCUUCAUCAAUUGUCAUCUCGCCGCAGGUCAAACGCAGACUUCUCAUCGAAACAAUGACAUUGCAACCAUACUUGAAGCAGAGUCUUUACCUGCCGAACGAAAUCCAGAUACGCGAGCUUCAUUCUACGUUGGAGGAGGCGAUGGGACCCAAAUUCUUGACCACGAAAUCUGCAUCCUGAAUGGUGAUCUCAACUAUCGAAUUGACGCGAUCCCACGAGAUAAUGUCAUCAACAUGGUCAAUAAAGGCGAGCUUGAAAAGUUGCUUGAAAGAGAUCAGAUCAUGUUGUCAAGGCGGAGAGUGUCUGGCUUCCGACUGAGUCCAUUUGUUGAGGCACCCAUCACGUUUGCACCGACUUACAAAUAUGAUGUCGGCAGCGAUACAUAUGAUUCUAGCGAGAAGAAACGGUCACCAGCAUGGUGCGACCGAAUACUAUAUCGAGGCGUCGGACGUAUCAAACAGACUGAGUAUAGAAGGCAUGAAAUACGUGUCAGCGACCACAGACCCGUCAGUGGGACUUUUAAAAUUCGACUGAAGACCAUUGAUCCAGACAAACAAGAGCAGACCUGGGCGGAGUGCCGUGAGCAAUUUAGCGAAGUUCGGCGUAAACUUACCUCUGAAGCUAGCAUUGAAUAUCUGGUCAGCACUCUGGGGUUGACGCCGAAACAAGCUCGAGCUGCCAUUACCGGGACCCAGUAG